Molecule: messenger RNA, 1376 nt
Organism: Lemur catta (Ring-tailed lemur)
Lineage: Eukaryota; Metazoa; Chordata; Mammalia; Primates; Lemuridae
Gene: CHID1
Product: chitinase domain containing 1
Exons: 13
Coding region: 97-1329 (410 amino acids)
Biological process (GO): carbohydrate metabolic process
Cellular component (GO): extracellular region
Molecular function (GO): oligosaccharide binding; chitin binding
Source: RefSeq, a predicted model, not a curated record
GGAGCGGCUUCCGGCCGCGCGAAGGUGGUGCGACCGGCCUCCCUGACAUGAAGCCCCCUGGACCCGGAGGUUGGACCCUGCUGUGAUACAUGCACCAUGCAGAAACCGCUCAACCUCCUGUGGCUUGUUCUGGCCUGCAGCUCUGUGGACGCUACCCUGUCAAAGUCAGAUGCCAAAAAAGCUGCCUCAAAGACACUGCUGGAAAAGAGUCAGUUUUCAGAUAAGCCUGUCCAAGAUCGGGGUCUGGUGGUGACGGACCUCAAAGCCGAGGACGUGGUUCUGGAGCAUCGCAGCUACUGCUCAGCGAGGGCCCGAGACAGACACUUCACUGGAGACGUGCUGGGCUACGUCACUCCAUGGAACAGCCAUGGCUACGAUGUCACCAAGGUGUUUGGGAGCAAGUUCACACAUAUCUCACCAGUCUGGCUGCAGCUAAAGAGACGUGGCCGUGAAAUGUUCGAGGUCACGGGCCUCCACGAUGUGGACCAAGGGUGGAUGCGAGCUGUCAGGAAGCACACCAAGGGGCUGCGCAUAGUGCCCCGGCUUCUGUUUGAGGACUGGACUUACGAGGACUUCCGGAGCGUCCUGGACAGCGAGGAUGAGAUCGAGGAGCUCAGCAGGGCCAUGGUGCAGGUGGCAAAGAACCAGCAUUUUGACGGCUUUGUGGUGGAGGUCUGGAGCCAGCUGCUGAGCCAGAAGCAUGUGGGCCUCAUACACAUGCUCACCCACCUGGCCGAAGCGCUGCACCAGGCCCGGCUGCUCGUCAUCCUGGCCAUCCCGCCUGCUGUCACGCCUGAGACCGACCAGACUGGCAUGUUCACACACAGGGAGUUUGAGCAGCUGGCCCCCGUGCUAGACGGCUUCAGCCUCAUGACCUACGACUACUCCACAGCACAGCAGCCUGGCCCUAACGCACCACUGUCCUGGGUCCGAGCCUGCGUCCAGGUCCUGGACCCCAAGUCCAAGUGGCGGAGCAAAAUCCUCCUGGGGCUCAAUUUCUACGGUGUGGACUACUCGUCCUCAAAGGGCGCCCGAGAGCCCGUCGUUGGGGCCAGGAUGCGUGCAGGUCUGGGCACCCACCCGAGGGUCCAUGUGACUGCCAAGCCCCCACGCAGAAAGUCUGCCCAAGACCCUGGUGGGCUGGAUGCUCCCUCCUACUCAGAGGCUCUGCCCUGGCCUCGGCACGCACCCAGGCAGAGAGCAAAGGCCACAGGCAGGGCUGGCCAUGAAAGCCUGCAGGGCCGGGGCCAGGUACAUCCAGGUCCUGAAGGACCACAGGCCCCGGAUUGUGUGGGACAGCCAGGCCUCGGAGCACUUCUUCGAGUAUAAGAAGAGCCGUGGCUGGAAGCACGUCGUCUUCUACCCAACUCUGAAGG